Molecule: messenger RNA, 2018 nt
Organism: Amorphotheca resinae ATCC 22711
Lineage: Eukaryota; Fungi; Ascomycota; Leotiomycetes; Helotiales; Amorphothecaceae
Exons: 6
Coding region: 138-1898 (586 amino acids)
Biological process (GO): proteasome-mediated ubiquitin-dependent protein catabolic process
Cellular component (GO): GID complex
Molecular function (GO): protein binding
Source: RefSeq, a predicted model, not a curated record
GGGUCCUCGGUCGCCGACGUCGACACAGCUCUGCAGAGCCGGAGCAAGUAGAUAUUCACGAGGGUCCAGAGCCCUCCGUGGAUAUCCUGCAAACUGAGAACGAGCAUCGCCGAAAGCGCAGACGUCAAGCGUCUAGAAUGAGAUUAGACGGAGAAACCAGUAAUUCGAAUGGAACCUCGAGGCCAUUCUCAAACGGUUCGGGGGCCACCCCGCUCCAUAAAGCUGCGCUCUCAAAUUCAACAAACGGCACACGGGGUUCUUCAGCCUCCAUGAACGGCUUAUCGAAUUCAAAUGGACUUUUCAAUUCAAGUACCAAGAGCAAGCCUACGUAUUUUGGGCACGACCGGGAGGAAGUGACAAGAAUCCUGAUCCAGGCCCUCACGGACCUAGGCUAUAACGGUGCUGCUGCGAGUUUGAGCCAAGAAUCUGGCUAUGAUUUAGAGAGCCCGGCCGUUGCAGCUUUUCGAAAUGCGGUUUUGCAGGGCGAAUGGGACGAAGCAGAGGAUCUGCUAUUUAAUAAACCGAUGGAGGAAGGAGGGGUCAGUAUACGUGGAAAUGGCCUGGUUCUGCAAGAAGGCGUCGACAGUAACGUGAUGCGGUUCUGGUUAAGACAACAAAAGUUCCUGGAGCUCUUGGAGCAACGGGAUACCGGCAGAGCUUUGAUGGUACUCCGACUAGAACUAACCCCUUUAUACCAGGAUAUUGGCAAACUUCACUUUCUCUCGAGCUUACUGAUGUGUCAAUCAGUGGACGAUCUCAAAAGAAAGGCCGAAUGGGAUGGUGCAGGGGGUGAUUCACGGUAUCAUCUUUUAUCUGAGCUCUCAAAAUGCAUUUCGCCUUCAGUUAUGUUGCCAGAACACCGAUUAGCUGUGCUCUUACAGCAGGCGAAGCAGAGCCAGAUAUCAAAGUGCCUGUAUCAUAAUACCGCGACUUCACCCUCGUUAUAUCAGGAUCACACCUGCGAUCGAGACAAUUUUCCAGUGACGCCAUUUGUCGAGCUCAAGAAGCACAGUGGUGAAGUCUGGCAGGUUGUAUUCUCUCAUGAUGGCUCACGCUUGGCGAGUUGUGGCCAUGACGGAACCGUUGUCAUUUAUGAAGUUGGAUCUUUUGAAGUCCUCCACACACUUUCAGAUCAUGACAAGGGCGUUGGUUCACUUUCAUGGAGCCCUGACGAUUCGAUGAUUGUCACAUGUUCUCGGGAUAAUCAUGCCCGGUUAUGGGAUGCUAAUACUGGUGAACUCAAGCGGACCCUAGCCCGUUUUGGAGAGCCUGUAAGCAGUUGUGUGUGGGCGCCUGAUGGACAGACGUUCGUGACUGGCUGUCUUGAUAAAGAUCGCAAUCUUUGCCAGUGGGGCCUGAACGGAGAGCUCAUAUACGACUGGGGUCAGCCCCAUCGAAUACAGGACCUCGCAAUGUCCCCCGAUGGCCAUCGCCUCGUUGCCAUGAACCACGAACAGCUCCUGCACAUUUACAACUUCGUAACACGCGAGCUCGAGUAUGAGAUAGAUCUCAAAUCGAAGUUAGCAUCCGUCGCCAUCAGUCAAGAUUCGAAAUAUCUUCUUAUCAACAAAACCGACGGCGAGGCCCGUAUGUUUGAUUUAGACAGCCGAGAAUUCGUUCGAGUUUUCAACACCGGUGAUCUAUCAAAUGAAUUCAUCAUCAGAUGCACCUUUGGUGGAGCUAACGAGAGCUUCGUCGUGACGGGGAGCAAAGACGGCUACAUCUAUAUCUGGCAUAGAGAAAAUGGAGUUCUUGUCGAGAAGUUAGAUGGGCACGCGAGGGGAUUUUGCAAUUCUGUUUCAUGGAAUCCCAAAAAUCCGUGCAUGUUUGCCUCGGCAGGCGACGACAAAGUAGUUCGGAUAUGGUCCAACGAAGAUCCUCGGUUGAAAUCAUCGUAAGGUUCAAGGCAGUCUGAUGGAUCACAAUGAUUUGAGCCUUGCUGUAACGUAGAACAAGACUGGAUUGCAUCAUCACAUUGGACGGCGAAUCUGGAGAACGACUCAGAGCUGAGGCUGGGA